Messenger RNA from Cryptococcus deneoformans JEC21, 3307 nucleotides. RefSeq names its product conserved expressed protein. Gene Ontology annotation, biological process: regulation of DNA-templated transcription. Gene Ontology annotation, molecular function: DNA-binding transcription factor activity. The record is from RefSeq and is a predicted model, not a curated record. Lineage: Eukaryota; Fungi; Basidiomycota; Tremellomycetes; Tremellales; Cryptococcaceae. Bases 758 to 3001 code for a protein of 747 amino acids. The transcript is spliced from 5 exons.
UUGUCUUCUUGUCAGAGUCAUUGUGGCAGCUGUAUAAACACCUGUCUAAAACGCGCAUGUCUCAUCCCUGAACAAUCAUCACUUGCAACGCGCCCUUUCCUAAAGCCCAACGUCCAACAUCCUUAUCGCUGACCGGCCGUGUCAUCUGUCGACUCUGGAACAUGGACAGGGGUCCGCUCAGACUUUUCUAAAGGGUGGGGGAUCAGUGAUGUCUCGGGUGGGGGAUCCGUUGCGUGCGCCGGUCCCAAAGAAAUGUGCAGAGGCCCGAAUGAACAAAAACACAGACCAACGAGUAAUGAACGACGAACGAAAAGGCCUGUUGAUGGUUUGAUUGCGUAUGGUUGAUGCGAAACAUAGCAGAGUUUACAAAUUUACAAAAGUAAAAGCUGGUUGUGUGAUGCUGACACUGCAAGGAUCGAGGCGGGAUGAGAUAUACAAUGCGGCAUCAGUUUCUUGACAGUCGAGCCAGCUUUCCUGCAUUUGCUACCUUCCCCCCGUGGGCGAUGAUCGAUUGACAGCUCUACUCGGACGCCUGGCUGGUCUCACCGAGGGCGUAAAUAAGACAAGAUGACGCUAGAUGCUAGUGCCGGAGGGGUCCUUUCGGAAGUUACGAACCCUGAUUCCAGAGUGUCCCUUGACACUGGCGGGCGGUAGUGAUGCGAACCAGACAAAACGAAAAAGAACCGCAGCAUACAUGGGUUGGGACGCGCGCAGAUAGGAAGGAUCGUCGGCAAGAGGCCCGGUGUGCGGACGGGGGAUGGGAAGCGGCAGAAAGAAGCUGCCUGACGACGAGGCGAGACACGAGAGGAAAGGAGUGGGUGGCGGCCCUGGAGAAACUAGGCGGGGAUCAGUGAUGGGCAGCGGCAUGCAGCAUCAGGAUCACGAUCGCGCAUCAGAGAGGAAGGAAGUGUUCUUAUGCAAGCGGGCGUCAAUGGGGAUGGGGGGCGGUGCUAUAAGAGGAGGGGGAACGUCGCUGUUCGACCGCCGCCCUUCGCUCCUUACUAACACACCCGCCAAGCACGUGAUGCUCUCUCAGGCUAUUGACCCUCCGGCAUCCCCGCUGUCAGCCGCCCCAGGUGCCACGGAGCAGCCCCUCCCGCCGGCAGCCGGACGGAGGAGGACGACAGUCAGCCUGCACUCCCUUGCAGACGCAGCGUUGGCAGAUGCCUCCCACCGUCCCCAACUCACCCACCGUUCCUCCAUCACCCUCCCGCCCAUAUCUAGCCUGCUGCCUGGCGCAUCUGCACCCGUACCAGCUAGUAAGUCCUCGGCACAGAAGCUGCCGUCGAGAAAUCAGGCUACAUCGGGUCAGCCGUCGGUCAAAGGCUGGUCUCCUGCUACCCUCUCGCCCAAGAAUACCGGUGCGCCAGUCGUGCUACCGCGGACUCGUGCAGUGUACCGCCCGAUCGAGGCCCCAGUCCACCCCCUGGUCCCCGACCAACACGUGGCUCUUGAGUACAAUGUCCGUCGGUAUACCCGUGCAGACUCUUCGGGCCGGCCUUCAUCCUCAUCCCAGGCCCAAUCUUCAUGCUGCAACAUCGCACCUGCCGCACCCACUUCCAGACCUACUUGUCGAGGAAAAGCGCCCGCUGAACAGCCUAUGCCACAGCCACACCCUCAAACCCAACUUCAUAGGCGUUACCCACUCCAAGGUCUUCAGCUUGACAAGACGUACCCAGAGUGGUCAAUUCAUGGAUGGCAUGAAGAUGCGCAGCGUCUCCUCCAACCUCCUCGGACGCUGACUCCUCCCAGCGUUUAUGCGAAAUCGAGAUCUAUCAGUCGUGGCGCUUACUCGAGCGGAUCAGAGUUUGACAAACCAGCUCGCCCUCCACCUGGCUGGGGAGAUAAUGUGCAUGGUACAUCCCAGGCGUACGCACCUCCUUUUCUUCAAGCGAAUACCCUUUACCCUCCACCUCUCCGGCCCAUCAACUCGGAAGCGAAACCGCGUCAGAGGUCUUACAGGUUCAUCACGCACGAUACCGAACCGUCCACGGAACAGAAGAAUCAUGCAGUGACUCGUGCUUUGGGUACCGAGGAAGAGUGCAAUGGGCCUCAAACCAAGGCUAAAGAGUCGUCCUCUUUGGGGAACAAGUGUUCUAUUGGCUCCGCACCAAGUAGCCCGCCUAGCUGUCAUCCGAUCAAAGGUAUCAUACCAAGCGCAUCACCCACUCCGGUCAUUAACAACCAUCCUCUCACGCGUUCAACUCCAUCUACCUGGUCUAUCACUUCUCAUCUCAACAUCACCACCUACCGCUCAAACUCCCACCAAUCAUCUCAAAGCCCCAUUACCCCCAAAGCCGCGUUUGAGAACGAGCUCGAUAGUACAUCCAACUCGUCUUCUUCUAGUAGUGCGCCGUCUGAAUACGAGGAUGAUGGCUUUGAGUUGUCAGACAUGAGCGAUCGUGGGCAUGAGCCUGGCCGUGCACUUGUUCAUGGUGGCAUGGGCAGCAGGGAAAAUAUAGGUGAAGAUGAAAAGGGGGAAAACCUCUCUGCCAAGCUUCGUCUCCAAAUCCCACCUUUUUAUUCCACACCUAGCGGCUCACCACUCAAAUCUGUCAGUUCCGAGAACGUUACCCCGUCGUCUUCAAACUAUACGCCUACCAGCAGCACAAAACGCGCCCGAAUUUUGACCUCGACGUCAACUUGCAACCCAAUGUCGACAUCGUCUUGGGAUGCAGAGAGAGAAAAUGGAGUGCUCAAGGGCUGUACCAGCGGCAAUACGGUUACGGUUGAGAGUACGGGUAGGAAUGAUGGGAAAGUGAGGCAAAAGGAGCAAAGAAGGAAUAGGGAGAGAAGGAGAGAGCAGAAUGCGGUUGCGCAGAAAAAGUUUAGGUGGAAGAAGAAGCAGAUGGCGGAGAAAAUGGCAGCUGACCUUGAGUCUGCGAACGAGACGACAUUGAAACUACAAGAACAACUUGAAGAGCGAGACAGCCUUGUUUCAAAUCUCCAAAGCGAGUUGUCGUUGUACAAGCGCAAGUUUGGCGAGUGUACUUUGAUCUAGUAUUUCUUUUUUUCUCUUUCUUGCCCUUCUUUCCGUUGCUUCCAUUGUAAUCUUAAAAGCUGCGCGUCCAUCAUAAAAAGCGGAUGACACAUGCUGAAGCCGGGUCAAUUAAAACGACGGCCACAGAAAAGCCAUACCUAACAACUUAUCUUGUAUCAGCGGACACUCUCACCUAGCAUGUCCAUAGCAUCAUCAACACACAACUUGAUUUUUGGUACAUAAUAUCAUUCAUUCUUAUUUCAUCUACCGAGUCUUUCUCUUACCCUUAACACGCACGUACAACCAUGAUAUCCAUAUUUAAUGUCA